Molecule: messenger RNA, 1182 nt
Organism: Yamadazyma jaroonii
Lineage: Eukaryota; Fungi; Ascomycota; Pichiomycetes; Serinales; Debaryomycetaceae
Source: the annotation of a GenBank genome assembly
AUGUCAGCUACCGUAAAUCAUUUGGAAAUCCACGUCACUUUUGAAGAUGGCAACCAAUCAACUUAUCAUAAUAUCUGGUUAAGAGAUAAUUGUCAUUGUGACAAAUGUUAUUAUUCCAUCACUAAACAGAGAUUAUUGAAUUCAGCCACCAUUAAUGAUGAUAUCAAACCUAAAGACCUCAAAGUGGAAAAUGGUAAGAUUUCAAUUGUUUGGGACCAAGAUGACCAUGAAAGUGAAUAUGCCUUUGAUUGGUUGUACUUACAUUCAUACAAUCCGGUUUUAGUUCCAAUGGACGAGAAAGUUAAGGGAGAGAAGGAAACUUUAAAGAUGAAAUAUUGGGCAGUAAAAGAUAUUGCCAAUGAUUUACCUACAGUUGAUUUCAAUAAAGUGAUGAACUCGAGUGAUGAGACUGAUGGUGAAGAAGCUAUCAAAGAUUGGUGCUUGAAGAUCUGGCAGAAUGGAUUUUGUCUUAUCGAUAACGUUCCUGUUACUCCAGAAGAUACUGAAAAAUUAUGUGAAAAGUUGAUGUUCAUCAGACCAACCCAUUAUGGAGGAUUUUGGGAUUUUACUAGUGAUUUAUCAAAGAAUGAUACUGCAUAUACUAACUUUGAUAUUUCAUCUCAUACCGAUGGAACUUAUUGGUCAGAUACUCCAGGAUUACAAUUAUUCCAUUUAUUGUUUCACGACGGAGAAGGUGGUACUUCUUCGUUAGUCGAUGCCUUUAGAUGUGCUCAAAUUUUAAAAGAAACUCAUCCUGAAAGUUUUGAUUUAUUAACAAAAAUCCCUAUCCCUGCACAUUCUGCAGGGGAAGAGAAAGUUUGCAUUCAACCCGACAUUCCUCAACCUGUAUUCAAAUUGGAUAAUGAAGGACAAUUGAUUCAAGUUAGAUGGAAUCAAAGUGACAGAUCUACUAUGAACAAUUGGUCCAAUCCUCAAGAUGUUCCUAAGUUUUAUAAAGCUAUCAAACAUUGGUACAGUAUCAUUUCAGAUAAAGAGAAUGAAUUCUUUUAUCAAUUGAAACCAGGUCAAUGUUUGAUUUUUGACAAUUGGAGAUGUUUCCAUUCCAGAACCGAAUUUACUGGUAAAAGACGUUUAUGUGGAGCCUAUAUCAAUCGUGAUGAUUUUGUAUCACGUUUGAAAUUGUUAAAUGUAGGAAGACAAUACGUUUUGGAUUCCAUUUAA